This is a messenger RNA of Durotheca rogersii, 1426 nucleotides long. RefSeq lists its product as uncharacterized. Lineage: Eukaryota; Fungi; Ascomycota; Sordariomycetes; Xylariales; Xylariaceae. The record is from RefSeq and is a predicted model, not a curated record. The transcript is spliced from 3 exons. Bases 119 to 763 code for a protein of 214 amino acids.
GUUCGCCAUCCUCAACAUCGACCGAUACCUUACAUUCCCCGGAUUCCACGCAUUGCAACCAUCACCACCUGUGCAGUCCACCUAGAUCUACGCUCUCAACACCGCUCCGUAGCGGAAAAUGACAGAUACAGAUCAUAUUAUAGAUCCCAAUGGGGAUAUGAUUCUUACUCUGGAAAAUCCGGGUGCUCCAUUUGCUGUAUGGCAUCAUGACGACGCAAACACGUCGAGCACUGCUCUCAAUCAGACUAAAAACCCCGACCGGGUAACAUUCCGUGUGUCUUCACGACACCUAUCUCUAGCUUCGGCAAGGUCUACAAAAAUGCGGCACCGAUGGGAUGAGAAAAAGAAGGCUGACGGAUAUCUUCAUAUUUCUGUUGAAGAUUGGGAUACUGAGGCGCUCUUAAUCGUUUUGAACAUCGUCCAUCUUCGAAACAGGAAAGUGCCUUGCAUUGUAACUCUGGAGAUGCUGUCGAAACUUGCCGUCGUGGCCGAUUACUUCGAAUUCCACGAGGCUGUCGAGCCGUUUAGCAAUACUUGGAUCGCACGUCUGCACCCUGCUCUUCCCACAUCUUACAACAGAGACCUUAUUCUGUGGAUAUGGGUUUCUCACGUUUUCAAUGCCAAUCUGCUUCUUAAGAAGCUCACGUAUACUGCAGUCCAGUGCUGCCCCGGGAAAAUGCAGGAUCUAGGGCUUCCGAUUCCAAGAAGUAUCGUCGAGAAGGUGAACAAUAAGAGGGUUGCAGCAGCAGCGAAGCUUGCUUAGAGACUCCGUUCACUAAAAGCCGGCCUGCAAGACGAUUCGAUAGGGUGCUCCUAUGAAUGCCGAUGUCUUCUUUUGGGCGCCCUUAUAAAGCGCCUGGAGCCCCUUUACGCUUCUGACUUGGCGCCGCAACUUCUCUCAGGACAUAGUCUAGCGACGGCAAUAAAGACCUGCGAAGAAACACACUCUCCUCGAUUCUUACAAAGGAACACCAGGGCGCAAUGCACCUGUGAUCUAACCGAGCUGAUAACGUCCUUUCUCCGUGAGAUCUUGAACGAUAUAAAUAUACCGAUCCCUAGGUCAUAUCUAAGGAAGAAGUUGGCUUAGGGCUUCCAGCCAGAAUCUGGGCGAGCAUACCCCUCGUCGACCGCGCCUGGACAAAGUUGGUGGUAAAAGUAAUGUAUAUAGGGUGCUCAGAAACAGGGGGGAGUAUUAAAUUUAUAUCCUUUACAUUCCGAGACAAAAUCUUUUUUCAACGCGAACGUGUUUAUCGUCCGAACCCAAAAGUCUUCAUAAAAGAAAAUGGAACCUCAAUCCCCCGAAUAAAUAAUUAUCACGUAGAGGUUGCUCCUUAGGUUGUUCCUCUUCGUUGCUUACCUCAGUAAUAGGAGCUCCUAUAUAUACGCUCCUAUUGCUUCCAUUCCAUUAGCUAGUUCUUAGAUAGAA